Molecule: messenger RNA, 2955 nt
Organism: Capronia epimyces CBS 606.96
Lineage: Eukaryota; Fungi; Ascomycota; Eurotiomycetes; Chaetothyriales; Herpotrichiellaceae
Product: ULK/ULK protein kinase
Exons: 3
Coding region: 1-2955 (984 amino acids)
Biological process (GO): autophagosome organization; peptidyl-serine phosphorylation; autophagy
Cellular component (GO): autophagosome; cytoplasm
Molecular function (GO): ATP binding; protein serine/threonine kinase activity
Source: RefSeq, a predicted model, not a curated record
AUGGCGUCCACAGUCUCCCAGACCUCCACUCCUAGGAGGCCAAAGGAGUCGGACAGGAUUGGCAGUUUCCAGCGACACGAGGAGAUAGGACGAGGCAGCUUUGCAACAGUAUACAAGGCAAUCCACACGGGCAGUUCCGGUGUGCAAAGCAUCGUUGCUAUCAAAUCGGUCAACAUGUCGAAAUUGAACAAGAAACUAAAGGACAAUUUGACCUCGGAGAUUUCGAUCUUGAAGGGACUGCAUCAUCCUCACAUCGUUGCCCUUAUCGACUGCAAGGAAUCAAGCUCGCAUAUACACUUGGUCAUGGAAUAUGUUGCUCUGGGAGAUCUUUCCCAUUUCAUCAAGAGGCGGAACGAAAUCAAGGACAGUGAGCUGGUGGGCAACAUGAUGGUAAAGUAUCCCAACCCUCGGUACGGAGGCCUUCAUGAAGUCGUUGUCCGGCAUUUCCUACAGCAACUCGCAAGCGCUCUACAGUUCCUGCGGGCGAGAAACCUCAUCCAUCGAGAUGUCAAACCACAGAACCUGCUUCUCAAUCCAUCACCCAUUUAUUUCGAGACCCACGACCCCCGACCGAUGCCCUAUCAAGCCGCUGACAACUCUCUCACCCCCAUCUGCGGAAUCAGAUCGCUCCCCAUGCUCAAGAUAGCUGACUUCGGCUUUGCCCGGUCGUUGCCCUCCACGGCACUGGCGGAGACCCUUUGUGGCUCGCCCUUAUACAUGGCACCCGAGAUUUUGAGGUAUGAAAAAUACGACGCGAAGGCUGACCUUUGGUCUGUGGGGACCGUACUAUACGAAAUGAUGACCGCUAGACCUCCUUUCCGGGCUUCCAACCACGUCGAGUUGCUCCGAAAGAUAGAAAAAAGUGAAGACAAGAUCAAGUUCGGGGACGAAUUCAUCAUAUCCGACGACAUGAAGAAACUCAUUCGACUACUGUUGAAGCGAGAUCCGAAGGAGAGACUGUCCUUCCCGGACUUCUUCAGCAAUGAAAUCCUAACUGGACCCAUUCCGGGUCUGCAUCCCGAGGAUAUGCCUGACGAACCGCCCCAGCCUGAAGUCAACCGCCGUCGAAACAGCCGGACGGAACCUACAGGAAUGGCCCAUCCAAGCCCCAGGAAGGAAUCAGAAAGCCCUUACAUUGACUCUGCAAAGACAGUCUCUGAUGAUCACCUGCCACGGCAACAUUCUAUAAGCAGGCGGAUAUCUGGAGCCAGAGAACAGAUCAAUACCCAGCGUCGACCUUCUGACGGACGGAGAGCAGGUUCCGAAUCUCCCACCACACCAGGCGCAGUGCGUCCAACCCUGCAACCACAUGCGACAGCGCCAGAAAGACAAGACUUGUUUCAUCGGCCUACAUCUAUCCCUAUGGGUCGCCAAACAAGCGCAGGAUCACAUAAGAUGCCGCCUUCCUCGCUGCGUGGUCAGGUCCACGAUGAGCACCGUGAGUAUACUCUGCGCAAGCAACAGGAAGAGAAAGAGCUUGAGCGAGUAGCCCAGGACAUUGCAUUUGAGAGAGACUACGUUCUCGUAGAGAAGAAGGCGGUGGAGGUCAACGCUCUAGCUGAUGAACUAGACGCAAGUCCACGAUUGAACAAAAUUGGUCUGCAAACAGCGGUACCGCCGAAGAGUGGAACAAUGGUCCGCAGAUCAACUACUCAAGGUGUACCUGGGUCAGCAACCGGCGCACAAACCAGCGCAUCUCGAGCUGUGCAAAUUGCUUCAGGAAGAAGGCCUGAUACCCUCCACCAUCGCCAAAAUUCCUAUGAACGACGUUAUGGCCCGAGUCCCAGUUCAGCGACAUCCGCGAUCUCCAAAGCAUUGAACAUGGCCAGCGGGCGUCUGUUUGGGGUGGGAUUUUCACCUCCUGUGCAUCUGAUACGGGGUGGCAAAUCCCCUCCCGUCGCCUACAGCCCGUUCCCCAAUUAUCCCGGAGCGCAAAGCAGCCUUGUCGUGGUAGGAGACGUAGGGAAGCCGGCAGCUGCUGACGAGGAUACCAAGUCCGUGCAGACCGUCGAGGAGAUCGCUACACGAAGUGACGUCGUCUAUGGCUUCGCCGAGGUCAAGUAUAAACAGCUCAUUCCAGCCAUCCCUUCUCAACCCGGACUGGGGUUGCGCAGUACCGCUGGCAGCAAUGCUUCAGACAACCUAUUUGGCGCUUCCAACGACGAUCUGACCGUUGAAGCAAUGGUGAUCGUUGCCGAGGAAGCUCUAGUGCUCUAUGUCAAGGCCCUGGCUCUACUUGCAAAAGCCAUGGACAUUGCAGCACGUUGGUGGGCACGUAAAAACCGUGGCGAAGUGACUGGUGACGCCGCUACAUCCCGCCCGAUCGCAACUUCAGCUGCUACUGGGCAGAGGAUGAACAAUGUUGUGCAGUGGGUCAGGGGUCGAUUCAAUGAGGUCCUGGAAAAGGCGGACCUCGUCCGACUCAAGCUCAUUGAUAGCCAGCGUCGGCUACCUGAUGAUCAUCCGAGCCAUCCCAACAACAUCUCCAGUACAACUACUUCCAGCGCUGGCCUCGGCACUUCCGCGGAUCAGGUUGUUGUUAGCUCUGGAGUCACGGCGGAGAAGCUCAUGUAUGACCGCGCGCUAGAAAUGAGCCGUGCAGCUGCGAUCAAUGAGCUGACGAAUGAGGACUUGGCCGGUUGCGAGAUAUCAUACGUUACCGCCAUCCGCAUGCUUGAAGCAGUCCUCGAGCAGGACGAUGACAGCAACUCCAGUACCCAGGAUGAGAAAGAGGAUGCAGCACCAAUCAGCGGACUAGAAGCAGAAGAUAGGAAGGCAGUCAAGAACUUGGUAACCAGCAUCCGGGGAAGGCUCACUGUCAUUCGACGGAAGUUACAAGUCAUUCAGCAGCGCGCAUCAGCUCCAGGAGCGGCGUCUCCGACUAGCAGGGCAUCUCCUCCCAUUCCUUACCGCGGCAGCAAUCCUGCAUCUGCUGUCACGCCGCCGCGCUCCUGA